AUGAGGCUCAGAGGCUUCGCACAGAACUUCAGCCGUUGGCGAGGAUGGGCUGGUAGGAAAAAGGAGCAUGUCGGAACCCGCCAGGAGAACGUCGCGACAUGCAAUGUUCCACCGGAUGAGGCUGUCGUAUCCGACGUGACUCAAGAGCUCCACAGUAGCUCUGUUCAGGGGACCGUCCAGGACGAGACGCUUCAGCGACCGAUAGCGGUAGUAGCGGACAGCCAAGAUAUGCACCAAGGCACCCAGCCGCCACCAGUCCCGGUCGCUCCAGCUGCUGAACCAGCACAAGAAGUGCCAGUAAAUCCCGCAGAACAACGAAAAGCCCGAAGAAAGAGAUGCAUCAGGUUUCGUGGCGAAGAUGAAGACGACUAUACCAAAGGCCCGAUCCGCAUUGUCGACGCAUUCGACGGCAUUGAGAAUGUGGCGUCGCUUCUGCUUAACUUGGACUUGUCGCGAAAGAUCCAAGCCGCUUUAUCAGCUCGAAGGGACCUGCAGACUGCCGAACGAGUAGCAAUUGACGAGCGUUCACGUUGGCAACAGCUAGGAGGUCGAAUCGGCGGCGAAUUCGGUAAUCUGGAGCUGAUGAUCAGGGUUGUCCGAGACCAGAGCGUCAUGAUCUUCUCCGACCAAUAUCUGGCUGAGGUAGAAGCUUCAAAGCAGAACGUGAAAAAGCUUGAAGGCUUUCUGUCGGCCGUUCACGAGCAAUACCUGUUAGUCGACAUGCGGCUCCAGUCCAAGAUUGAGGCACUUCGCAGCUGCCGUGAAGACGUGGACCAGUAUCUCGAGGAGGCCUUCGUGGUGGCAAGAUUGAUGCCGCCCGCUCCUGCAGAGGCCUCGCCAGUCUUCGAAGAGUUUGACUUCAAGUCCAUGUAUGAGCACUACUGCCAGCAUGGCUAUACACUGGAUGAAGGCGAGUUGAUCCUUGGACGCGAUGGACUUGUUGUGAACGGACCGAACGCCCCUACUGACAUAGUUGGUCAGAUUGAUCCCGGUGAGCAGAAGAAGAGGGACACGGAGGCUGCCUUUGACGAAGCUCGUCGCAAAUUGGGGGAAGCCCAGGAGGCAUUCGACAUGCGCCGAGGCAUAGACGCGCAUGAACAGCUCAACCUAGGCGAUGAAGAACCCGUACAGCUUGAAUACUCACUUCGGUGGGUCCAGCGCGGCCGUGAGCUGACUCAAGCGCUGAUCAAAGCAGAGGAAGAAGAGCAUAAAGCUCGGCAGGCCGCGCUGGAUGCCGGAGUAGUCAUCGCGGAUCAGUACCAGAGUUCAAACUUCCGCGACCAUCCCGACGACGGCUACCGUGAGAGCUACGAGAACAACGCCAUCGCUCAAGUGCCUCGGAAGAGGAUUACAGAAUGGAUUGCCAAAAUACCAGACUCCGCUGACCCAGAGGAACAGGAGUUGGCGAUGAGGCCGGAAAUCGAUAAUUGGAGUGCUGUUUACGUCGACAUCGGUGACAGUCGCAGUCUGGUUGACGAUUCAUCGCAGCAGAAUAAGAUCAAAGGUUGGGCGGAGAUAUGUAAUCGUAUGGGCCGAUGA
Messenger RNA from Cercospora beticola, 1539 nucleotides. RefSeq lists its product as uncharacterized. The record is from RefSeq and is a predicted model, not a curated record. NCBI's taxonomy places the organism in Eukaryota, Fungi, Ascomycota, Dothideomycetes, Mycosphaerellales, Mycosphaerellaceae.